Molecule: messenger RNA, 2858 nt
Organism: Thecamonas trahens ATCC 50062
Lineage: Eukaryota; Apusomonadida; Apusomonadidae
Exons: 2
Coding region: 1-2190 (729 amino acids)
Molecular function (GO): protein binding; guanyl-nucleotide exchange factor activity
Source: RefSeq, a predicted model, not a curated record
AUGGACAGACCUCCCGCCGCCUGCCCCUCCUCCGACCUCGCACGCUCCGUCGCACUUGGCCCCGACGCGGACUCAGCUUCAGAGUCAUCGUCAGAGUACUGCCACGACGACGACGACCAGCUGGUGCUGUAUGCGUCAUCGGCAUCGGCAUCGGCUUCGGCCUCGGCCUCGGGCUCUGUCUCGGGCUCUGUCUCAGGAUCUGACUCUGUUUCAGGCUCUAUCUGGGACGACGAUGAUGACGAUGGUGGCCUGCCGCCGCCGGUGCCCGACUCAGCCCCGCCACAGUCGGGUCGCCGCCCAUCAGAGCUGGCGGCAGCGGCAGUGGCAGUGGCAAAGGCGGCGGCGGCACUGGCAAGUGAGGGAGAGUCUGGCUCUGGAUCCGACACGCCACUGGCCGGCGAGCAGCCACAGAGCCAGCUCUCGUUUGCAGCCGUUGUCCAGCUCCGGCUCACCGUCCGCAAGGCUCGGCGCCGGCUGUUUGGAAAGUCGCUCAAGGUGGCGGCCGAGCAGGUGGCAGCAUCCAACAAGGAGCUGAGCGACUUUCUGGAAUCGAUCGACAUGGGCCAGUACUUUGCGCUCCUGCUCUCGGCCGGCUCGGGCACUGCCAGGCUGGAGCACCUGACUGAGGAUGAUUUGGAAGCCAUCGGCAUUGCGGACGUUACCCACCGUGAGGCUAUUCUGGGCGCUAUUGCCGCCCGCCGCCGUGACCGCACUAGCUGCAAUGCCUCGGCUGCUGCCGACGAAACCGUCGCUGCGGGAGACGACCUUGAUGAUCAAGCCGGCUACCUUGCCGCGCCAACCAGACCGCGAUCGCGUGCGGCCGCCCUGGCUGCGGAAGAGUGUGGCGCUGCGAGCGGCGACGGAUCCGGGCUUGGCAUGCGGACGCACUCCUUCUCGUCCAACGCCGAGCUCGGUGAGAGCUCGGUUGUGCUCGAGUCGCUGCGGGCCGAGUUCCGGUCAGCGGCCGAAUUUGAAAAGUACGCCACCAAGCGGAAGAACAUCGCGACCGAGAUGCUGACGACUGAGGAGGCGUAUGUGGCGGCCCUCGACAAGAUGCGGUCGUUUCUGGAGCCGCUGCAGAUUCCUGCGGUCUUGCGGCAGGCGGCCGACUCGCCGUUUCUGCGCGUCGCAUUUGUACCAGGCCUGGCGGCGGCAGUGGCGGCGCCAGUGCUGUCGCGACACGCUGCACUCAUGCCUGGGGCGCCUGCUGAGGGCGCUCCGGCUGUGCCGAGCAUCCCGAUCGAGGACCUGAAGACGCUUGCCUCGAACCUGGCCGAGCUCAUCGACAUCCACGUCGGAAUUGCGCGGUCGCUUCGGGCUCGAAUCGAGAGUUGGAACGUGGCGUCGUGUGUUGGCGAUGUGUUUCUGGGCAAGGCCGAGCUGUUCCGGCGGUACACUCAGUUUGUGCUGGGCUACGACGACGCACUCGCAACGUUCAACAGACUGGUGGCCGACGACCCGGUGUUUGCAAGCUACGCCGAGGCGUUUCGAGCCGAUGCCAACCGCGGCGGCCUCCUCCCGUUUUCAUCGUUUCUUCUGCAGCCGGUCCAGCGGAUCAUGCGCUACCCGCUGCUUCUGGCCUCGCUUGUUGACCACACCCGGCCGUCGCAUCCGGACUACCCCGCGCUCUGCUCGGCGCUGGUCCAGACCACCGAGGUCGCGCACUUUGUCGACCGGCAGGAGAAGAACUGGCGGAGAGUCAAGCUCCUCGAGUCGCACAUGGUUGGUCUGCCCGGCGAUCAUCUGGCGGUCAGCGGCCGGCGGCUGGUUGUCGAGUCGUGGCUCCGCGUCGAGACCUACAUCCGCUAUCAGCGGCGGUACUGCCUCCUCUUCAACGACAUGCUGGUGGUGACCAAGUCGCGGAGCGGUGGCGAGCGUCUUGUUGUCCAGGCCGUUUUUCCCAUGGCAGACCUCGCUGCGGUCGCGGUUGCCUUUCGUGCCGAGGCCCACGCCAACGGCGUCAUCCCGCCGCCGUCGCUCUCGCUCGUCUCGGAAAUCCCCAUGGAGGAUCCCGAGUCCGAGUCCGAGUAUGCCAAGUUCAAGCUUGUCGACCGGCGCAGCGGCUCGGAGGUCACCUGGGUCCUCGCUGCCAAGACACAGACUAUUCGUGAGGAGUGGCUCUCCAACAUCCGCUCGGUUUGGCGCCGCCAUGUCCGCGAGGCGCUUGCCUCGUCGUCGCUGAUAGGCUGAUGCGCUGUGCGAGUGUUAACCUUGUGCCGGCUGGUACGCGCCUCGGACAACGGUGAGCGCCGGGAAGGUGACCCGCGCUGUGGUCGCCACACGCUCCAGCCGCUGGCAAAACUCGGUCACCGGAACCGGCAGCGCUCCGAGGACGAGCUCUUGCAGGGUGUGGUUCGACUCGAGGAGCGAGAGCAUGGCCUCGGCACCGUCAGCGCCCAUCGGAUUGCGUGAGAUGUCGAGCGUGAGCAGAUGCUCGUUUGGCGCCACGUGCAGCGCGAGUGCGACGGCGCCGAUGCUUCCGAUCGCGUUGCCACACAGAUCCAGCCGUGCAAUCGUCCGCCGCGCUCGCUUGUGCGCGAUGAGCUGCGCGAGCGCCUGAGCCCCACGGUCGCCGAUGCGGUUGUGCGCAAGGUUGAGGAGGUGGACCAGGGGGCCGUGUGGCGCCUUGGGCUUGGUCUUGCGUGCAAGCGCCACCACAUCGGCCGUUGAGUCGCCCGCCCUCGCGCCCUUUGGCGCCGAUGCCGAGUCGGGGUCAGAGUCGGAGCUCGUACUUGACGUCGAGGAGCCCAGGCUCGAGCCUGAGUCUGAGUCCGAGCCCGAGUCCGAGCUGGACGAACCGGACGAGCUCGUAGUCGCCGUCUCUUCCUGUUCCUCAUCAAACGUGCCACUCGACGAAA